This is a messenger RNA of Triticum dicoccoides, 1935 nucleotides long. Its product is annotated as G-type lectin S-receptor-like serine/threonine-protein kinase SD2-5. Gene Ontology annotation, molecular function: ATP binding; protein kinase activity. NCBI's taxonomy places the organism in Eukaryota, Viridiplantae, Streptophyta, Magnoliopsida, Poales, Poaceae. Bases 1 to 1935 code for a protein of 644 amino acids. The transcript has a single exon. Gene Ontology annotation, biological process: protein phosphorylation. The record is from RefSeq and is a predicted model, not a curated record.
AUGGCAGCUACGGUUACCUUUGUGACUCUCCUCCACCUGCUCCUCCCCCUGCUCCUCCCCCUUCUGCAUGUUGUCACCGCCAUCACGUUGAACAUCACCAAUCAAUGUUCCUACACCGUGUGGCCGGCCGCUGUACCGGUGGGCGGCGGCAUGCCGCUGGACCCAGGGAAGACAUGGACCCUCAAGGUGCCCGAUUCUUCCACCAGCACAACAGUUUGGGCACGAACAGGCUGCUCAUUUGAUAGCGGAGGCAACGGGUCGUGCCAGACAGGCGACUGCGACGGCAUGCUCGCUUGCAAGAGGUAUGGUCAGCCGCCCACCACGACUGCUAAUUUCGAACUCCUCCAUCUUUACGCCAACACUUUCUUCUAUAUUUCCCUCUUCUACGUCUUCAAUGUACCCAUGGAGAUCCUGCCAGUGCCAGUCGAGUGGAAAAAAAGAUCAGGGUGCAGCAAGGGGCCGCGCUGUGCUGCCAACAUCACAUCGCAGUGUCCGAUCGAGCUCAAGGUGCCCGGAGGCUGCAACAGCGCAUGUGAAGUGUUCACGAAUCAGUCCUAUUUGUACUGCUGCUCUGGGGACGGAUGUUUACCCGAUAAAUACUCGGCCUAUUUUGUGCAGAUGUGCCCGGAGGCAAUAAGUUUCUCUGAAUAUUCUCCCUCGCAAGCUGCAUUCAGUUGUCCGAGAUAUACCAACUACAUGGUAGUCUUCUGCCCACCAAUCGAUCUACCCUCUUCGCCGGCUCCAAGUCCUGCUUCAACUGCUAUUGGGCCAUCAAGCACAGGACCCUCAUCCAGAAAAGUAGACAUAGUUGUUCCGAUUGCAAUUGCAGCUUCCAUAGUCAGUUUCAUUUUCAUUGUCGCAUUCAUCCUUUUCGUCAUACAUCAAAGAAGGACACGACGACGCCAUGAGAUGGAGGAAGAGGAGGCAGAGUUUGGUAAGCUACAAGGAACACCAAUGAGGUUCACGUUUCAACAGUUAGAAGUAGCGACCGAGCAAUUCAAAGGCAAGCUUGGGGAAGGAGGAUUUGGGUCUGUUUUCAAGGGACGGCUAGGUGAGGAAAGGGUUGCAGUAAAAUGUUUGGAUCGAGCUGGUCAGGGAAACAGAGAAUUUUUGGCAGAGGUUCAAACAAUAGGCAGCAUUCAUCAUAUCAAUCUAGUGAGGCUGUUUGGUUUCUGUGCUGAGAAAUCCCACAGGCUCUUGGUAUACGAGUAUAUGCCCAAAGGAUCCUUGGAUAGGUGGAUCUAUUGUCGACCUGACAAUGAUGCUCCUCCUCUAGAUUGGAGCACACGAUGCAAGAUAAUCACUAACAUAGCUAAGGGUCUCUCUUAUCUUCAUGAGGAAUGCGUGAAGAGAAUUGCUCAUUUGGAUUUCAAGCCACAAAACAUCCUCAUAGCUGACAACUUCAAUGCCAAAAUUUCUGAUUUUGGCCUAUGUAAGCUCAUUGAUAGGGAUAUGAGCCAAGUGGUUACUAGAAUGAGAGGGACACCUGGAUACUUAGCUCCUGAAUGGUUGGCAUCACAAAUCACAGAGAAGGCUGACGUUUAUAGCUUUGGCAUUGUGGUCAUGGAAAUCAUCAGUGGAAGAAAGAACCUCGACACUUCCCGGUCUGAAGAGAGCAUCCAUCUUAUUACUCUACUGGAAGAAAAGGUGAAGAACGGUUACUUGGUAGACUUGAUUGACAAGAGCAGUAACGACAUGCAAGCACAUGAGCAAGACAUAAUUCAGAUGAUGAAGCUCGCCAUGUGGUGUUUGCAGAUUGACUUUCAAAGAAGGCCUAAAAUGUCAGAGGUAGUCAAAGUCUUGGAAGGUAGCAUGGAUGCUGAGAGCAAUAUAGAUCAUAACUUUGUUGCAACAAAUGAAGCAAAUUUCUAUAUUGCUGGAAAUGUGAAAUCCUCUGCUCCACCUGUAGCCUCAGAUCUAUCAGGUCCCAGGUGA